Molecule: messenger RNA, 1685 nt
Organism: Ostrinia furnacalis (Asian corn borer)
Lineage: Eukaryota; Metazoa; Arthropoda; Insecta; Lepidoptera; Crambidae
Product: cytochrome b5-related protein-like
Exons: 5
Coding region: 92-1450 (452 amino acids)
Biological process (GO): lipid metabolic process
Molecular function (GO): heme binding
Source: RefSeq, a predicted model, not a curated record
UAGACACAAACACAUAGUUGUUGUAAGGACAUUUAGUGGGAAAGACGUUUUGCUUAUUAUAUUAAUGUCAAUGAAUAAAUAAUAAAUAAAAAUGGCUCCAAAAACUACAGAGUACUUAGAAAUAGCUCAUCAAAGAGCAACAGAGAAAAAAACGCACGUCAGUUUUCCGCAGCUGAAAUAUCCUUCUCUCCGUGAUGACGGGUUACGGGACCCCAUACAGUGGCUGUCAGGAAAAGCCAUGGAUGAUGGAGCUGAUGGCAUGUGGAGGAUACACAACGCGAUAUACGACUUUGAAACCUUUAUUGACAGUCAUCCUGGUGGUGCAGAAUGGUUGGAACUUACGAAGGGAACGGAUAUCACAGAAGCAUUUGAGUGUCAUCAUUUGAACCCAGUAGUAGAAAAAAUGCUGGAAAAAUAUUACGUGAAGGAAGCCACAACUCCCAGAAAUUCUCCUUUCACUUUCCAUGAAGAUGGUUUCUACAAGAGCUUAAAAAGAGCAGCGAGAGAAGAAUUAAAGAAAGUUCCUAAGAAUCUACCAAAGUACAGUGACAUGAUUAUAGAUGGACUCUUCUUUGCCUGUUUGGUUACUGCAGCGUUGUCAGUAUGGUCAAAAACAUAUUGGGUUGUUAUGGCAUCGUACCUUGUGUCAUCUUUGACUCUGGCUUGGUCUGUAGUGGCUUCACACAGCUAUAUUCACAAGAAGACGAACUGGAGGAUGUACAUUUUUAACCUUGGAUUAUGGUGCUACAGGGAUUUUCGAGUAUCGCACGCCCUUUCUCACCAUCUUUAUACUAACACCUUGAUGGAUUUGGAGAUAAGUUCAUUUGAACCAUUUGUAUUCUGGAACCCCAGGAGGGACAAGCCUUUCUACGUUUAUUUAUCAUUCUUCAUUGAAUGCCUCUUGUUCCCGUUCACCUUUAUCUUGAAUUUUAUAAAAAGGUGUCUUUUGAACUUCAUUCGGAAAGAUUACUUCAAGAAGCACUACCGCUGGCACGACAGCAUCGGCUUACUCUUACCAGUCUGGAUGUGGGUAGUUAGUGGCUGCACUUUCUAUGAAGCUUUUGUUGGUUGGAUAUGGAUCAACUGUACUGGAAGCUUCAUUUUCAGUCACAUUGGAUCUAACGCUGCUCACCAUCAUCCAAAGAUAUUCAAGGACGGUGAUGAAGUCAGGACUGAGACACCAGAUUGGGGAAUGCACGAGCUAGAAGCAGUCAUGGAUCGCACUGACAUCAAUGGAAAUAUCUUCAAGGUCAUGACCUUCUUUGGAGACCAUGCACUUCACCAUCUGUUCCCUACUUUGGACCACGACGUCCUUCCAUACUUGUACCCUGUGUUCUUGGAACACUGUAAAAAGUUCAAAGCUAAUUUUAGACUGACGUCAUCUUAUGAUCUUUUCAUCGGUCAGCUUAAAAUGACUGUUAAGAAGGAUUUCACGCUUUUGAAUGAAUAAGAUUUGAUUUCUUUAUCACUACUUAAUGAGGUUCUUAAACUAUAAAUAAUAAUAGAUUUAUAGAAUAAGAAAAUGAAUAAGAUAAUUUCAGUAAAAGUAUACUUACAGUACAGUACACUGCCUUAAACUAUUACAUUCGUAACUAGUUAACAUUAUUCUGUAAAUGAGUACUAAAAUCUAUACUAAUAUUAUAAAGCUGAAGAGUUUGUUUGUUUGUUUGUUUACUUGAACGCGC